Messenger RNA from Penicillium waksmanii, 1008 nucleotides. Its product is annotated as DNA helicase ZGRF1-like domain-containing protein. Gene Ontology annotation, biological process: double-strand break repair. The coding region runs from base 1 to 1008 and encodes 335 amino acids. Lineage: Eukaryota; Fungi; Ascomycota; Eurotiomycetes; Eurotiales; Aspergillaceae. Gene Ontology annotation, cellular component: nucleus; site of double-strand break. The transcript has a single exon. The record is from RefSeq and is a predicted model, not a curated record.
AUGUCUGUCCCGACCUCUACGCCCCGUGGCUCCGCUCCAAUCUCCUCCCAGUCACCCAUCACUGCCUCCGUGGUCAAGUUUCGUUGUUUAUACACCCACGACUUGCGCCGCAAGUCCAAACGAUGGCAGGAUGGCUACCUUCGUUACCAUGCCUUCAACAAACGGGUGAUGGUCUACGAUGAAUCUGGUAACUACAUUGGGGAUCACCAUUGGCGAUCGACAGAUGAGGUACAAGAUGGCGAUGAGUUGGAACUCGAUAAGGGCGUUUUGAUUGAAGUCGGCGAGCGCAUGGGCACAACACAGCAGGAUCUCACCAACUUGUUCGAAAAGAGAAAAUCCAGCCAGACCUCCCCUCCCUCGAAUAACUCCCAGACGCGUCCUACACCCACGCCUACCCAUGCGCCUGCGCCUACACCUAUCUCUACCUCCACCUCCGCUCGACCCUCCGGUUCGCAGACGUUUCGCUCUCUCAAUGACCUUCUUGGCAUCAAACGAACCCCAAUUGGCUAUCGUCCAUCUCCGUACGAAGAACGUCAUCCUCAACCUCCAACGCCAAGCCUCCCCGAUCCCUCUGAACGAGCUCCCAAACGGCCGAGAGUCUCGGCGGGAACCACCCCAGCCCGAAGCAGGAACGUACAAUCUGAGGUGGUGGAUCUGACAGAGCCGGAACCACGACAACCUACGAGACCGCCGAGUCUUCCUGCACCUCGGAAGAAAACGAAACUAUUAGAGGACGCGAGGCCGAAUAUACCAAUGCCCGUCGAGGAACCACAGCCGAAAUCGCAGCCGAAACCGCAGUCGAGACCUAUAGAAGCACCCCCAAUACCCAAACCUUCAAGACAAGAACCCCCGAAACAAGAUCCUCCGACCUUUACAGGACCAUCCAUACACCCACCAACAGAAACGACACAUCAACCGAAAUCAAUUCCUGUCCCAGCGGAGGAACCGCCUGUCGAUUCUCGAGCGGCGCCCCCCCAAACCGCCGAACUCCUACGACCCCCUACAUAA